This is a messenger RNA of Olea europaea var. sylvestris, 939 nucleotides long. Its product is annotated as tetratricopeptide repeat domain-containing protein PYG7, chloroplastic-like. Lineage: Eukaryota; Viridiplantae; Streptophyta; Magnoliopsida; Lamiales; Oleaceae. The record is from RefSeq and is a predicted model, not a curated record. The coding region runs from base 168 to 788 and encodes 206 amino acids. The transcript is spliced from 3 exons.
CGACAGAAUUGGCUGAACCUCUGAGAUAAACUGAUAAAACUUAUCUUCUCAACUCAACAGUUCAAAAAUAAAUUCUUCCAAAUGAUCCAAGAUUUUCUUUGCUUCCAAAAUUCAAUCUUUAUACACACAAACACACACAGCUAACAAAUUACAGGUAGAGAAAGAGAAUGCUAAUCCAGUGUACCUUUUCACCUCCUUCGCAACAUUCUUACAGCACCACUAUUUUUAUCCCAAAUCUAAAACCGAGAAACAGGUUUCAUCCAAUUUCUGGUGAAUUUUCAGUUUUUCAUAGUAAUGGGACAGCUCUAUGUUACUUUUCAAGAAAACCCACAAAGCGCAAAUUCAGGCCGCUUAAACUCUCUCUGCAGACAUUCGAAAAGGAAAUGGAAAUGUCAUCUUCCUUGACCUCGGACAAAAAGGAAAUGGAAAUGUCAUCUUCCUUGACCUCGGACAAACUUGAAGAAUUCUCAAGGAAGCUUUCAGUUGAUGAAGAUAGAACAAGGGUUAAAAGGCCUUUUACUUUUGUAUCUUCUUUCUCAUGUUGUUCAUGGUUGAUACCGGCACAAAUGGUACAAGCAAGUGAAGAUGUAAGAACAAACGUUGUCUACGAGGUAGGGGAGUUAUUUGAAUUGGGAAUCCAGCUUUCAUACCUGCUUUUACUACUUGCGUUGCUUGGGGUCGGAACAUUCUUUGUAAUCCGUCAAGUCCUUAUGCGCAGAGAGCUCGAUCUUUCUGCGAAAGAAUUACAAGUAAGUACUUGCAUAUUUUUACUUGAUCUUUGUAAAUGACAUGGUUUGCUUCCUCCCCAACCUAAAACUCCAAACAAGAGAAGGAGCGAGCAUAAGGAUGGGUAGUUGGUAGGAAAACAGUUAGCUUUUGAUUAUUAGCCAAAAGCAUAGGUUUAUUAAUUAGAAACAAAAUUUUACAGAUAUAGUGGGG